Heteronotia binoei (common prickly gecko) is the source of this 2879-nucleotide messenger RNA. It is a transcript of the gene FYTTD1, whose product is annotated as forty-two-three domain containing 1. The transcript has 9 exons. The record is from RefSeq and is a predicted model, not a curated record. NCBI's taxonomy places the organism in Eukaryota, Metazoa, Chordata, Lepidosauria, Squamata, Gekkonidae. Gene Ontology annotation, molecular function: mRNA binding. The coding region runs from base 184 to 1110 and encodes 308 amino acids. Gene Ontology annotation, biological process: mRNA export from nucleus.
CCAGCCCGGGGCCUGUAGCGGACGGAGGAAGAGGCGGCUCAGCUUCGCCCCGCGCGUGCGCCUUCGCGUCGGUUUCCUGCGGUCACGUGGGCCGCGGCGCGUGCGCAGAAGGGAAACGCCGAGAAAAAAAACCCUCUCUCUCCCUCGGCUGGGUUUCUGUGGCGAAGAGAGGCGGCGGCGGCCAUGAACGGGUUCGGCGUCGAAGCGGCCCUGCUCCGGAACCCCGGCGGCGAAACCGUGGAGAAAAUUGACCUGUCGCUGGAUGAUAUCAUUCGGCUUAACAAGAAAGAAGAGCGGAAGCAGUACUCCCCCCAGAUGAAGAGAGGCAUUCAGCAGAACGGCACAUGGCAGUUCAGAAUGAGACGGCCCAAAUGGGGAAUCCAGGAGUACACUGGUUUCGUGAAGAACCGCUUGGGACGCCGAAGGAGAACGGCCGGGAAGCGACGCACUUACGCCGUUAAAACCGGCUUGGCGGCGAGGAAGAUGUUGGGAUCGCACAGAGGCAUCAGCCCCUUGAACAGACCCCCCCUCAGCGAAAAGAACGUCCAGCGGAACUACUCCGUCUUGAAAAGGAAGAUGAUGGCCCAGAGGCAGCCUGAGCUGCCAAGGAAGCAAGGGGCUGUUCUCUGGAGGUCCAGCCUGCUGAACAGAAGAACUAACACUCAUUCCCUUUCCGCCAGACUUGGAAACCAGCUAUAUCAGCAGAAAGAUUCCCGCCAAGCAACUUUCCUCUUCAGGAGAGGCCUGAAGGUGCAGGCACAAGUCCAUCCAGAAGACGACCUCAACGGCCAGGAUACGAAAAGGAGUCCACCGUGGCGAACAUCCACUACGAACGGAGGCAUCUUGACGGUGUCUAUCGACAAUCCAGGCGCGGUACCCUCGCAAGCCUCUUUGAUGCCAAGGCUAACGAGUUCCACAAUACCUCCCUUCCUUAUGAAAAAGGUGCAGUCAGAGGAGAAGAAGGUGCCUAAAGGAGUGCCGCUGCAAUUUGACAUCAACAGCGUUGGAAAGCAGACGAACAUGACUCUCAACGAGCGUUUCGGGAUCCUGAAGGAACAAAGAACGGCCCUCUCUCAGAACAAAGGCAGCCGUUUCGUAACUGUGGGCUAGGGGCUGCCAGAGAAACGCUUGUAUAGGGGUGGCCCAUCCAUCUGAGAGACUGGAUUAACGGUGGGCAGGACGGAAUGGGAUGCGUUGGACUUUGCGUCAAGAUGCUGACAAAGCUGAAUCUCUCUCUCUCUUUUGUAUAAAAAAAACCCCCUGCCUUUAUUUUAAAUAGUUAAACAAACCCCCGGCAUGAUAUUGGGCUGUUAAAAAGGGGGAAAAAAAUCAGUGUGCUUGAUGGAUAAGUUUCACGGUGGCAUGAAGGGAAAAGGCCCCAGAAAGGAGGGAACAAGCAAAUAUGCUUAUUUGGAUACCCCGAAGCAGCCAACAGAGACUGGCGGUCCAAGGUAGAGGUCAGUCUUUGCUCUGCAGCCCACUGCAAAAACCGAAAAAGGGUGUCAGGUCAUUUCAUUUGCGUCCCUUCCUCCCAAAGCCGGCCCUCCCGUCUGGCCCAAAGUUCAGCGUGAAGAGCCCUUCCUUUCUCCCGGUCGCUUUUCUGCUGCUUCGGAAAGAUGAAGUUCGUCUGAUACCGAAAGCCCCAAUUUGUUUGGAAAUCUGAGGACGUAAAAGAAGGACCCCGUAGAUGCUAGCAGCAUUUCAGUCCCGAAAGGCAGACCAUCGUCAGCCUUGCGGGUAACAGUCAAGAACAAGGCUGUGGUGAAAAGCCGGCUCACGUCUUUUGAAAAACUAGGCCUGUGUCGGUGGGGAAACAUUUCGACUGACGCAAGGUAGAUCCUUUUUCUUUUUUUAUUCAGAUCUUCGUUAGCCGAGACUCUGAUCUGAUGACCAUCGAACGUUAACCUGAGAGAUUAUUUUGGUAAUCAUUCUGUUGUGAUGUAGAAAAGUGCACUUUGUACCCUUCCCGAUCCUUAAGUGUUAGUUUUUGACAGUUUAGCGUCCAGGUGUUCGAGGGACCAUCCCAUUGUAGUGGAGAAUCGGAAUCAGCAGAGAGAGCUUUCUGAACUUCACGCGCUACGUUGACUGGGUUCGCAAAUUCCUAACAAACCGUGGUCAUUUUCCCGGUGAACACGAAGCGAGAGCAUGAAGGAAGAUCCAAAGCUACUUUAAGUUAGCCGCAUUGAGGACCACAGAAUCAGCAACGCAACUGCUUACGAAUAGAUAGCAUCGUGGACUUAAAAUGUCCACGCCGGUGCAUUUAGGUACAUCUAGGUAAAAGGAUAUGCCGUCUUUUGUUUUUCAGUGUACAGAAGCAAGGUCUGUACCACAAGAGAUCCAUGAGUUGGUUUGUUUUUUUAAAGAAAAUUCCCGUGUAGCUAGUUUAUCCUGGAGUUCAAAACGGGGGAUCUCUUCUGUUCGACGGAAGAGAGGGCUUUCUGAGAUAGUUUUAAGACUGUCGUAAAUCCAUGAGCAUUAACACUCAGCUAGUUCUAUUUCUAAUUCUUUGGAAUACGUUGUAUACCUUUACGGCAGGAAAACUUUAGAACACGAAAAAGGGGGUUUGCUUUUCUAAAAAAGAAUUAUUCGUAGAAGUUUGAAGACGUCUGUUAGCAUCGAGGUAGACUGUACGCCGGUGACCAUCCUGUGUUUGGGUCUUUAACCAGGAUGCAAUUUAAAAAAAAUAAAUCCUUUUUUUUUUUUUUUGCAUCAACAUGGAUGCAAAACAUUGAUGCAAUGCAUCUCAAGAGAGCUAGUUUGUAUUUAAGGAUAAUAUGCUUUAAACUGUACCUUUUGGUAUUUUUUUUGAGAAGUUACUACGUUUGGAACUAUUCUAAAGCUGUUGGGAUUUUUAAAAAUUAAAAAGAAGUUACAAGUUU